Messenger RNA from Pelodiscus sinensis (Chinese soft-shelled turtle), 527 nucleotides. NCBI's taxonomy places the organism in Eukaryota, Metazoa, Chordata, Testudines, Trionychidae. The record is from RefSeq and is a predicted model, not a curated record.
GUCCCACAGAGCUCCAUGCUUGGCCAGUAGAUCAACAAACAAACAAACAAGCACGUGGGGGGACCUCCUUUGAGCAAAGGGGGGAAGUCAGGGCUCUUCCUGCCUGAGCCUCUCAGCCACUUUUCUUGCAAGAGUCCUCCGCUCUCCGCGCUGAAGCCAUGGAGGAGCAUGACCAGGGAAGCGAUGGCCUGACAGACAGCGAAGAGAGCGUCUACUCGGGGCUGGAGGAUUCGGGGAGCGACAGCAGCUCAGAGGAGGAGGCGGCGGAGGACCAGGACAGUGGAGCAGAGGGGGAAUUGAAAGGCGGUUCGCGCUCCAAGGCAGCACAAGCCAGGAAGGAGCAAGUCCCUGGGAUGAGCCGGAGCGUGGAGUCGGGGUCCAGCCUGCCCCUGCAGGAUGAGUACGAGGAGGACAGCUCCGACGAGGAGGUAGGAGCCAGCUCCUCCCUCCUGGUGCUGGUCUGGGUAGAUGUCCCGCCACCGCCUGAUGGCGUCGGAUGCCCUGAGUCACCGCGUUGCGUACUGUAG